GUCUCAUACCAGCGACAGCGUCACCUUGUCAUUUGGGAUUUACCUGCGUCAGCUUAGCCAUGGGCUAGUUUCUGACUCUAUGUCAUCUGUUUUAGAUCGAGAGACCGUGUCAAAUAUCGAGGUUGACAUGAUGGUGAAGCUACUGCAAAACAUUGCAAUUGUAUGCAGCUGAUCAUUCGUUAGAGUAUUUUAGAAGUCAUGAUAAGAUGAAUACAGCUUAAACCCAUUGAAUUCUUGGAACUCUCCAGACAUGACAAAUGGGCGCAUGGCUCUGCCAAUGUAGAUGAUACACCCUUUUUCUCUGUUUCGCAUUCCUGAGACCAAGCUGGCCAAGUUGACAUACCUACGCACCAAGAUGUUUGUCCUUGAUUUUCUUAUUAGCGAUAUCCACUUACACACAUUGUGCACACCAUAACCACCAUCUCCACGUCAUUGUUCAAGAUCCUGUAGUGUCCUAGAUAGCACCUAGCUAUGCAGUGAUUUCAACAGUCGGCGGUUUUUGGGAACAAGGGACCAAUGAGAGGUUGUAUACAUCCUCUUGUGACACUUCCCUAAAGAGUUUGCGUUUCUGGUUGUCGCAACAUGCGCCACAGAAUGGUCUUACGUCCCUACCGGUACUUAGGUAGGUGGUAGGUACCUUUGGUAGUCUAGCCAAAGAAGACGACGUCAUCGCCUCAUGAUAUGGGCGGGCCAGCGACUACAAAAGGACGUUGACGACCUGUAAUUGAGCAGCCACAAGCUCUCGAAUCAACCCAACAAAGAAACUGCAAUCACAACAAGAACCCUUAACUUUCUGAAACAAAUCACCAAAACAACUCUCAGAAUGACUGGCACCGAGCAACAGAAGGAGGGCGAGAAGCAAUUCUCCAUCCAACCCAUCAAAGAUGAGGCCAAGGACAAGGUCUCUGCUUUCAACGCUCACCCCGGACCCGCCGUGCCCAAAGAUAUGCCCCAAGAAGAGGGCACCAAGGAGGAGCGCAAGGCCAAGAUGGAGGCUCUGAACAAGAAAUAAGCGGUCGACUUCUGUGGCAGAAGUCGCUUUGUUGACAUGACUGUAUGACUAUAUCUGGACUUGGGACUGGGUUUCUUUACGAUUUAUUUAUACAAACACUGAAGACAUUUUGUCCUGACUUGCACUGGAACGUGUCGAUUGCUAAUCGUAGUCUCAUGUUGGUAUCAUGGCACUGACCAACGGCAGCCUCGGAACCCCCUGCUGACACGCAGCCAUCCAAUAUCUGCCCCUCAUCGUUGGUAGACUAGAUUUGGAGCCGAGACAAGCAAGGCUCGUGAGGUCAGACAUUGGGGCUGGUGAAGACUCGAAGUCAUAUCAGAACAUAGACAUUUACAUACACCCAGAGGCAUGUAAAAAUUGUUCUCGCUGCCUCCCAAGAUGUUCCGUUGUUAGUCGAUAGCUGGCACAUCAACUUCGUAACACAUCAAUCAAGUUCAACGGCCUAGAUGCCCCUAAAUGCUCCACUACCUUAGGCGACUGCAGUUAUCUACUAACCCAGGUAUCU
Molecule: messenger RNA, 1517 nt
Organism: Fusarium verticillioides 7600
Lineage: Eukaryota; Fungi; Ascomycota; Sordariomycetes; Hypocreales; Nectriaceae
Exons: 3
Coding region: 824-1012 (62 amino acids)
Source: RefSeq, a predicted model, not a curated record